UUUAUAUGUAUUGUAAAUGCAGGUAUUGCAUCAUCUUUUUGUAAAUUUUUGAGUUAUUGAGGUAAAUGUCAGAUUUCACGCAUGAAAUACUUCUCAUGUUUUUCUGUAUUUCAUAACUUAAAUUUCCAUGUAAAUUUCAUUAAAUUCUGUUCAGUAAUAAGAAAGUUGAUAUUUUAUAAACUUCAGUAAUUUAUGUUUUUAUCCCCAAAACCACUAUAAUGGGCCUCAAAUUGUCAAUUUAAAUUCGCGCCAAAGUAGUUAGAUUCCCCGGCUAUAUCGUGAAUCCCGUGAAAAUGACAAUAGUCGGAGUCCACGGCUUAGCCGUGAAUCCCAUGAAAUUUAGUAUUUGGCGGGACAUUACCCUUUAAAUAGACUGGACUAGAUAUGCCUUGCGCACACCACCUUACGACUUUAUAGACGAAUCUAUGUCUGAAUUAUUUUCUUGCUAGAAAUUUAUUCUCGAUCGAGCUUCUUCCGCCAGACGAUUUUCCUGGUGAUGUCAUACCCCGGAAGUACAAUGCCCGAGGUUCACUUGUCUUCACUCGGCUGGAUGUGAUAUUCCCAGCGCAGAGCUUACGUCCCAUGGUUGUGCCGUAAACCGCAAAGACGAUGAUUUUUGUUAUCCUCUGAAGUCAGCUCAGGGAUGCAAUCACCUACCACCAUAGGGAGCCAACACGGAAUCAACGUAUUCACGGUUUAAAGGGACUGAAUUUAGAAGCUACGUUUUCUUUGUGCUACUUAAAGUUCACAAUUACAUUAAAGACCUGUGUCACGUCAGAUUAGAAUGGACUAUAAGAACUUUUGUAUCUAGAGAUACUGAACUUUCUUUUUUUUUUUCUUAUAAUCAGUUUUUUUGGUUUUUUUUGUUUUUUUUUUUUCUUCAUAUCAUCUAUUCAUGGUAAAUAAUCAUCUUUUGUAAAUAAAUUUGUAAAUAUUGUAAAGGGUGUCGAUUUGUUCUGAUGGUUACUGUCGCCGGUACGGCCUUUCCUGUCACAAUGGUGUCAGAAGUGGGAUUGGUCGACCAGACACAGUAGCUAUUCGAACAGUAUUAACACCCAUUUAACUGCAGCAAUAAUUUGUAAAGAUUCCUCUUGUUUUGUUUUAUUGUUACACAUAUAAUAGUUUUAUUCAUUUUUCAGAGUGACGGCUUACCUCAGACAAGACAAGGACAGAUCCGUAACUUCAGCUAACCAGCUUUAGUGGUCACAGACUAAUAGACAGUUGUAUACGACACUUGGAUUCUGGGGUGAGUUCGUUCCUUUUAUUUUUCUUUUGGGUUUAUUUUGUGUCACUCUAUGAUUAAGCCACCAUAUAUCUGUGCUGAGAGUGACCGCCCUUGACAAGGAGAGUUAUCCUACUCACUCUUAAUUGUGCGUCGCCCUACUUCUCCCAGUGAUCCUAUUUUGUAUUAGUGUACUGUAUACAUACUAGAUACAGUAUUUUAAUUUGUGUGUUUUAGCAAGCUUGUUUACUUGCAUAUACUUUUAACCUACUCUUAGGUUUUAGUGCUACACUGUUGUGUUAUACCUAUACUUUAUCUUAGGAUAAAGCACGUUGAUUUAUUUUUGUUUAUUUGUUACACUAAAGUGUUAACACCAGUUACAGUUGAUUGAUAUUUGAUAAGGCUAAGGUAUUGUUACAGCCUACUGUCACUGUACUUUGUUGAUUGUUGCCUAUGCAACCUUGAUUGACACAUAGUACUGUUGCGCAACUUAGUGUAUUAUUUUAGUGAGGACGUUUUGUGUAGUAUAUACGUAGAGUAUAGUAUUUUGUUUUGGCUUCAGUGGUAACUGUAGAGCCUUAGUGUAAACUAGUGUAGUCUAGUAUUCCCUCACGAUUGUUUAUUUAGUGUCUCAGGUUGUUAUAGUAGCUGUAGUGCGUAGUGUUAUAUAGUGUUAACGUAGUGUAAUCAAACAUGACUAAUGUAGUAGAGUUAACGAAGGUAGGACAGGAGUUAGGUUAUGAAGGAGAGGAGUUACGUAACUUUGUUAAGGAAGAGCAGGCUAGGGAACGGGAGGAAAGACAUAGUAGAUUAGAGGCAGAGAAAAAUAGAUUAGAGGCAGAGAAAUUAAGAGCAGAGGCCGAGAAAGAUAGGUUAGAAGCAGAGAAAGAUAGAUUAGAGUUAGAAGCUAGGUUGCAGAAGGAAAAGAUAGAAUAUGAACGACGAAGUAGUUUAGAAGCUGAGAAGGAAAGAUUAGAGUUAGAGGCUAGGUUGCAGAAGGAAAAGAUAGAGUAUGAACGUAAGUUAGAAUUAGAUAAGUUAGAAUACGGACGUAAGUUAGAACAGGAUAAGUUAGAAAUGGAAAAGGAGAAGUUAAUGUUAGCUAGGAAGUUAGAAACAGAGAAGGAGGAAGCAGAAAGUAGGAAAUUAGAAACAGAGCAUAAGUUCAAGACAGACUUAGAAAAGAUGAGUAAGAAAAAGGUAAAGGUUAAGAUGUCUCCCUUUGAUGAGAAAAUUGAUUCCAUGGAUGCGUACUUGAAUGUGUACGAAACGUACGCUGUUGCGCAGGAUUGGGAUAAAGAGAUAUGGUCACUUAACUUACCGUUCCUUCUAAAGGGUACGGCAAGAGAGGUUUUUGAUAGACUUCCGUUGGAAGAUAGGAAGGAUUAUGAUGAACUGAAAGCCGCUUUGCUACGUCAGUUCGAACUCACUGACGAUGGCUAUAAGAAAAAGUUUAGAACUGAAAGGCCUCGGGAUAAUGAGACCUAAGUAG
Messenger RNA from Mercenaria mercenaria, 2714 nucleotides. RefSeq lists its product as uncharacterized. The record is from RefSeq and is a predicted model, not a curated record. Bases 1916 to 2710 code for a protein of 264 amino acids. The transcript is spliced from 2 exons. NCBI's taxonomy places the organism in Eukaryota, Metazoa, Mollusca, Bivalvia, Venerida, Veneridae.